Falco peregrinus (peregrine falcon) is the source of this 3753-nucleotide messenger RNA. RefSeq names its product cyclin D binding myb like transcription factor 1 (gene DMTF1). Bases 191 to 2491 code for a protein of 766 amino acids. The transcript has 17 exons. Lineage: Eukaryota; Metazoa; Chordata; Aves; Falconiformes; Falconidae. Gene Ontology annotation, biological process: regulation of transcription by RNA polymerase II. Gene Ontology annotation, cellular component: nucleus. Gene Ontology annotation, molecular function: RNA polymerase II cis-regulatory region sequence-specific DNA binding; DNA-binding transcription factor activity, RNA polymerase II-specific. The record is from RefSeq and is a predicted model, not a curated record.
CGGGCGGAAGCGACGGGGGGGACGGGCGGCGGGCCCUUCCGGCGGGCUCGCGGGCUGGCUGCGCCUUGCCCCGCCGCCGCCUCCGCCUCCCCCACUCGCCGCUCGCUGCCGCUCGGCGCCUCCAUCCUGGUACUUGGGAGUCUCCAUCCUGGUUUCUCAAGUGCCCGGACCCAAAACAGGAAGUUUGAGUAUGAGCACAGUCAAAGAAGAGUCUGACACAGUGACAAUAGAAACCGUGAACUCUGUGACUUUGACUCAGGACACUGAAGGGAACCUUAUACUUCAUUGCCCUCAAAAUGAAGCUGAUGAAGUAGACUCUGAAGACAGCACUGAACCUCCACACAAGAGGCUUUGCUUAUCAGAGGAUGAUCAAAGCCUUGAUGAUUCCACUCCAUGCAUUUCUGUUGUUGCAGUUCCAAUUUCAGAAAAUGAUCAGAGCUUUGAGGUGACCAUGACUGCUACCACUGAGGUAGCUGAAGAUGAGAUUAACGAAGGAACUGUCACUCAGAUUCAGAUUCUUCAGGAUGAACAACUGGAUGAAAUCUCCCCAAUGGGCAAUGAAGAAGUGUCAGCUGUUAGUCAAGCCUGGUUCACUACUAAAGAGGAUAAGGAUUCUCUAACAAAUAAAGGCCAUAAGUGGAAGCAAGGGAUGUGGUCAAAGGAAGAAAUUGACAUUUUGAUGAGUAACAUUGAGCGUUAUUUAAAGGCCCGUGGAAUAAAAGAUGCCACUGAAAUUAUAUUUGAAAUGUCAAAAGAUGAAAGAAAAGACUUUUACAGGACAAUAGCUUGGGGUCUGAAUCGACCGCUCUUUGCUGUCUAUAGAAGAGUUCUUCGCAUGUAUGAUGACAGAAACCAUGUUGGAAAGUAUACUCCUGAGGAAAUUGAAAAACUUAAAGAGCUGAGAACAAAGCAUGGUAACGAUUGGGCCACAAUAGGAGCUGCACUGGGGAGAAGUGCUUCAUCUGUAAAAGAUAGAUGUCGAUUGAUGAAGGAUACCUGCAACACAGGGAAGUGGACAGAGAAAGAAGAAAGAAGACUAGCAGAAGUAGUACAUGAGCUAACUAGCACGGAACCGGGUGACAUUGUCACACAAGGUGUAUCGUGGGCUGCUGUGGCAGAACGGGUUGGGACGCGCUCUGAAAAGCAAUGCCGCUCUAAAUGGCUCAACUAUCUCAACUGGAAACAAAGUGGGGGCACUGAGUGGACCAAGGAAGAUGAAAUAAAUCUGAUCUUGAGGAUAGCGGAACUUGAAGUUUCUGAUGAAAAUGACAUCAAUUGGGAUUUACUAGCUGAAGGAUGGAGUAGUGUACGCUCACCACAGUGGCUCCGGAGUAAAUGGUGGACCAUUAAAAGACAGAUUGCAAACCACAAAGAUGUUUCAUUCCCUGUGCUGAUAAAAGGUCUUAAACAACUCCAUGAGAACCAGAAAAACAAUCCAGGGCACCUGCUUUCGGAGAACAAGUCUGGAAGUGGAUUACCAAACACAAACUCCAGUUCGGGGGUUCAGCAUGUGCAGAUUCGAGUGGCUCGCUUAGAGGAGAACACAGGCAACACACCAAGCCCUAUGGCAGCUUUGCAGAUUCCAGUCCAGAUUACACAUGUCUCCUCAACCGAUUCCCCUGCUGCUACUGUUGACUCUGAGACAAUAACACUAAACAGUGGAACACUACAGACCUUUGAGAUUCUUCCAUCUUUCCAUCUCCAGCCGACUGGAACACCAGGUACAUACUUACUGCAGACAAGCUCAAGCCAAGGCCUUCCUUUAACACUGACGACUAGUCCUACCAUGACCCUAACGGCUGCUACUGCUCCAGCCUCCCCAGAACAGAUCAUAGUUCAUGCCUUAUCGCCAGAGCAUUUGUUAAAUACAAGUGACAAUGUCACAGUGCAGUGCCACACACCAAGUGUCAUAAUCCGCACUGUUGCUGCUGAAGAUAUCUCCUCGUCUGUCACUCAGGCAGAACUUACUGUUGAUUCAGACAUUCAGUCGGCUGACCUGACAGAUCCUGCCAAUACCCUAGAAACAAAUACUUUCCCAGAUGAUAUCCAUCAGUCCAAGUUGAGUGAUGAAGAACAGUCAGCCUACAAUGAAGAUGAUGCCUCCAAAUUCAGCAGCAAUAGCAGUGAACUGAUGGAUGGAAUUAUAGUAAGAACUGUGGAGGAGAUUUCAGAUGCCAGCCUGAAACAGGAGGAGGAUUCUCACUCUGAUUUACCCAGCACUUACGUUACUGAGGAGCUGGGUUCUCCAACAAUAGAAGAACAAGUUGACCAGCCUACAAUAGAUGAUGAGACUGUGCUUAUUGUUCCUUCCUCCCAUGGUUUUAUCCAGUCAACAGAUGAUAUAGACAGCGAAUCAGUCUUGCCCCUGACAACUCUAACAGAUCCUAUCCUACAGCAUCAUGGAGACGGGUCACACAUUAUCGGCUCGUCGCUGGGCAGUCCUGAAUUGGAAGAUUCAAAGGAUGUUGAAGAUUUAGUGAGCUGUCACUGAGAAGCAGUAAUCGUGUCCAUUUUCUAUUGACCAUGUUUGCAUUGUGAAAUUAGUUACAACCCUGUGCCACAUUUCCAAAGAAAGCAGUCAGUCUGUAUCUUUAAGCAGAAACUUCCAGUUUGAAAUUACUACAGUGCACUUUCUCUGCUCAGGCUAUUUACCUCAUUUAUAAAGGGUUACCGAGCAGCCAGCGAAGCCUGAUGUACUGCGUCUCAGCCAGGGUGUUUCGGUGUUUUAAAGAACCUCCGUUGCAGUGCUCACUGCUAGGAUCCACGUGGUCAGUUCUGACCUGACUUGUUACUGGUGUGCUGAACUGCACAUCUGGAAAACUGGACAGAAGUCAAGGGUUGUGGACUGUAGCCUUUUAGUGCUGCAGCAAGAAUUAGUUUGCACAUGUUCCAUGAAGAAUGGGUGAAGAUUUCUGCACUUACUGACUCUUGUAAUACAUGGAGUAAGAGACUGUUACAUUUCAGGACGGAAUGUAUUCCAUCAAAGACUUCAGGGAGCGUGGGCAGCAUCAUGAAGAAAUGGUCUAUAUUCCCAUCUCAUCUGGCUUGUUAGUACAACUGCAGCAUAGGAAGAAGACACAGAUGCUUAUGGGACUUGCCUGGGUCUGCUUGUUCCUGAGGAGCCCGUUGCUGGCAACGGACAGAGCUCAGAAAGAUCACUUGUGGGAAAUCUGGGGUUUUUUUACUCGUUUCUUUUCCUUCUUCACUACAGCAAGCUGAAUAAAAAGGGAAAGGGCUAUAAGAAAGGGAAGCUACUGGGACCCACCAGCCUCCUCCCCCCGCAAGCUUGUAACUUCUUUGAAGAUUGUUGUGAGUAGGCUGGAACAUUUGUCUCUCUCUCAUUGUUUACAUGACACUACCAGCCACCUCUCCAGAGGUGAUUUAUGCAGCAGGUUAGUAGGUGGGGAGUGGCAUGGAGGUGGCAAAGCCUUGGAGAAGUAGCUCUGUGAGAAUUUGGGCAUAGGGCCCUGAGGCAAAGGAAGGCAAUUUAUUUCUACGCAAGGGUUUGAAACAGGACACUAGGCUGAGCAGCAGCCUGUUAGCUAGGGAUAGAGAGAAAAAGCUAUAGAAACUAAAGACUCAUGUAUAAAUUAUUUUAUUUAUUUCUGUAAUUAGCUCUUCAUAAUCAAGAGUUGGUCUUUUUCAGUCUGUGGUUUUGUUAAUGUGAAAAAUAAGUUGUAGUUUCAAAUGGUUGCCUAGGGAACAGAAAUAAUUGUAUAUUCAGUUUAAAGGAAAUAAAGAGUAUUUGUCUUA